Rubroshorea leprosula is the source of this 1361-nucleotide messenger RNA. The record is from the annotation of a GenBank genome assembly. NCBI's taxonomy places the organism in Eukaryota, Viridiplantae, Streptophyta, Magnoliopsida, Malvales, Dipterocarpaceae.
AUGCACGGCCUUAUUAUUGGGUUGCUAAAUUAAUCCAAACUUCCAAAGCCCAAAUCAACGCUCGGUUCGGUUGGAUUCGUUGGAACUUGGAAACGAAAAUUAAGUUUGGCCCGGAAAAAGGAAUUAAAUGAAAAAAAGAAAGAAGAAAAAAGGAAGAAAUUCAAGGCGGGGUGUGUUUGUCACUUUCCUCGGCUAAUUUUCCCUCUCUACUCUCUAGGGUUUGAAAAUUGUUUUGUUCUCAGGGAACUCUUCAAUACUGGCUCAAUGGCAACGCUUGCGACUCCACAGCCACUGUUUCCGACCCCGCAACAGCCGCAUCCUUUCCAACAGAGCAACCCCUUCUUCUCGCAACAACAACAGCUACAAUUCCCACAACAGACUAAGCAACAACUGCAGCCACAGCCACAGCCACAGCCACAGCCACAGCCACGGCCACAGCCACGGCCACAGCAGCAACUGUUUCUUUUCACCAAAGAUAAGGCUCCCGCGAAUUACAGCACAAAGUGGGCUGAUCUGCACCCAGAUUCUCAAAAGUUUUUACUUCAAAUAGAGUGCGUUCAGUGUCCCUUCUCUUUUUCUAUUUUUGUUUUCUGGGGAGGUGGGGUGUUUGCUUGUCGGUUGCCGAGAAAGAGCAGACAAAGGAGAAGAUAUUGGAGUACAGAGAUGAGAGCCAGAGGUUGGAUCAAUGUAGUCGCCUUUAUGAUUCCUCUGUUUCCAAUGAAGUGUUUGAACUUGAUGCAAGCCACUUUUUCUGGUGCUUCAUGUAUGAUGCAACUGAAAAAUUAUGGUAUGGUUGCAUUUAAGGAACUUGGGGGAAUUAGUACUGCCAUGGAGCGGCAGAGAGCUCUUCUACAGGAGCUAAUGACUGCUGUGAAAGAUAUGUUACAAAAUUCGGAGGUUUCUGUUCAUUCUUUCAUGAUGAUUCGUCCAAGGUUUCUUCACCCAAACAUGGGAGGUGUGUCAAAUGCCAGUGCACCAUCCCAGGCUUCAGGGACAACAGCAACACCAGGUUCCGGUGCUCAAAUGACAGCCAACUCUAUAGUCCCCGUUUCUGAUUUUUACUGUGGGAUCCCCAAGAAGCCAUCUCCUUUUUUAUGGCAUACAGUUGAUAGAUUUGAGAAGUAUCUGGCUGAGUGCCGGCAGUGGAUUGAAGAGUUGGAGCAAUUGCUCCUUUUGGAUGCUGACAGGAAUUCCAUAAACAAGGGAUACUCAUUGUCACAGUCUCUUCCAAAAGUCAUGACAAAUGUUCAUGACUUUUUCGUUCAUGUGGCUGCUAAGGUAAAAAAGACUUGUGCUGAUGUGUAUUUAUGGACAUACUUCGCCAGCUAGUUUCUGGAUUCUAAAAAAAGUUGUUUUAUAAC